Messenger RNA from Styela clava, 1853 nucleotides. RefSeq lists its product as uncharacterized. NCBI's taxonomy places the organism in Eukaryota, Metazoa, Chordata, Ascidiacea, Stolidobranchia, Styelidae. The record is from RefSeq and is a predicted model, not a curated record.
UUAAUUAUUUUACAAUGAAAGUUGAUAACAAUAAUAGCGAAACUGUAGCGGGAACCUUUUUGACAUCACCUGCCAACAAAUCCACGGAUUUAUCAAAUCAUAAAGCUGAAGAUGGAAAUGGUUCAGAAAGAACUGAAAUCGUGAACAUUACACAUUCCUUUGCUGCAAUCACAACAUUUCAAGCUAUUUUUAUGUUAUUCUCUGCCUACCUUUUUGCAUCAUUAGUCACCUUUGAAUGGCGGCGUAAAACAAAAUGUGUCAAAACUUUGGCAAAAAAGAUUGUAUCUUUCACUGGUGCGAGAAACUAUAUGGCAUCUGGGAAGCUGCUGAGAUAUCUGUGUAUUGCUGGAUCGGUGUUCUGCUUUUUAACUUGUCUCAACGAUUUAAUUUUCUACAACCUUGAUUAUAAUACAGAUUUUGGAUGUACAGCAAUGCAAAUAAUUGGAGUUUCACUUCUGAUUGGACUCGACACUGUUGUGUACAUUUUCUUAUGGAUUCGACAAUAUGUUACUUGCCGAAGAUUUUUAGUACGAAACAGAGUUUUGUUUAUAUUCCUUACCAUCAUCAAAUGGUCGGUUCUUAUUCUCAUCAUAUUGCUAGCUGCUGUUAUGGAUUGUUUACUUAUAAUUUGUCGGCGACAUUAUUUCGACAACACGACCCAGACAUGUGAACAAUUUGAGCAUCCGGCAGACAGUGCAAUCACACAUUUAUGGACAGCUGGAAGCGUAUCUCUUCAAGUUAUUCUAGUAUUUCUCUUUGCAUUUCCCUUACUACAACAAUACGCUUUCAAUACUCCACUAAAACAAAGCGGCAAACCAGAACCUAUCAAAACAAAUGGAACAGCAGCUACGAGCCGUGGCCGCAUAAUGGCGCUAGUGCAGCGUUGUGUGAUCAUUGCUAGCCUGUGUGUGAUAACAGAUAUAGCAUGUAUGCUCGUGACUGAAUAUAAGUUGGUUGGAUCUCAAUAUCGACAACUGAGAGCUCUAUUAUACGAUGUUAACAUAAUUUUUAAUUUAGUAUUAAUAAUAAGAAGUUUUAAAGACUGGAAAAGUAUGAUAACGUUUGGGAAGUGUUUUAGAAAACAACAAAAUAUGCCCGCAUCUUCAAACGACAUGGGACUUUAAUGAUAUACGGAUAACAUUCAUUCAACACGCUUUUUCUAAUCAUGUUUGCUUCAUUUCAUCUUACUCUUUAUUUAUAACAUUAAAAACUUUUAAUAUGUGAUCGAACUAAGACAAAGAACCAGUAACAUGAAUGUUCGAAACGAUACCACACGUUUAGAAGUUAUAAUGAUCGACGUGAUUGCACCAAUUACUAUGGACUUCUAUAUAUUCAAGAUAAACUUAUGCGCAUGCAAAUUUCUCAAAGUUCUUAUGAUAAUUCGAACAAGGCUUUAAAUAUGUUCAAGGCUUUGAUACAUUGUUCCAGCUGAUGUUAUCGUAGAAAAUUUCUAAUAUUUAAUUUACCAAGAGUUUCAAAAUUAAACUGUCAUAAUUGUUGAUAUCUUAAUUGCUCUAUGUCAGAUGACGCAUAUUGAUUGUUAUAGAAUAAAAGUAGAGUCAUAUGAACUUGGACUCUUAGUUGAUUCUCGCCUUUUUUGAUUUGGUAGUUUCCAAGAAUGGAGUUUCGUUCAAUGAACGUUAGGAGCAAUUGUUUACCGUGCUUUUCACAAGUUCUGACAAAAACCAUGUUACAUUGUUUUCUUAUUUCUCCAGUUAUAUUUAUAUUGCUUUUUAUUUUAACUUCCUUGAUCAUAAACUCUUUAUUACUCACGCAAAUUUUUUAUAUUUGCCAUGUCUGUUAUUUUUAUUUUAUUACCUAUAAUUUUAGCAGUAAAUACAUCACAUCGUUUA